AGUUUCAACCCAUGACCACCAUGCAGAAGCUGCUGCUGCAGCUGCCGGCGAACGCGGCGAACAUGGUGAAGUCGGUGCAGAGUCAGGUGCAGGGCCAGGAGGAAGACAAGAGCCCCGUGCUGAGCCCCGACGGCGUGCAGCAGGCCUGGUACAGCGCGCUGCAGCCCGACGAGCUGCGCCACCUCCGAUCCGGAGGAACGGGAGGAGGAGGAGGAGGGGGAGGGGGAGGAGGAGGAGGAGGAGACCACGAGGAACGAGCACCGCUGGACGAAGGCGGCGGAGGUGGCGGAAGUUUCCAAACACAACCUUUGCGACACGACGACUUGAAGGAGAUGCUGGACAGCAACAAGGACUCCCUGAAGCUGGAGGCGAUGAAGCGGAUCGUGGCGAUGAUCGCCCGAGGUAAAAACGCGUCAGAUCUCUUCCCUGCUGUGGUGAAAAACGUCGCCUGUAAAAACAUAGAGGUGAAGAAGCUUGUCUACGUGUACUUGGUGCGUUAUGCCGAGGAGCAGCAGGACCUGGCUCUGCUCUCCAUUUCCACCUUUCAGCGAGGGUUGAAGGAUCCCAACCAGCUGAUCAGAGCCAGCGCGCUGCGAGUCCUCUCCAGCAUCCGGGUCACCAUCAUCGUCCCCAUCAUGAUGCUGGCCAUCAAAGAGGCCGCCUCGGAUAUGUCUCCGUACGUCAGGAAGACGGCUGCUCACGCGAUUCCUAAACUCUACAGUUUGGACCCAGAGCAGAAGGACCAGCUUAUCGAAGUCAUAGAGAAAUUACUCGCUGACAAAACCACGCUGGUGGCGGGCAGCGUCGUUAUGGCCUUCGAGGAAGUGUGCCCUGAGCGCAUCGACCUGAUCCACAAGAACUACAGGAAGUUGUGCAACCUGCUCAUCGACGUGGAGGAGUGGGGGCAGGUGGUCAUCAUAAACAUGCUGACCCGCUACGCCAGGACCCAGUUCCUCAACCCCAACAUGAACGAGUCCCUGCUGGAGGAGGGAAGCGACAAGACCUUCUACGGCUCAGACGAGGACGAGGACGAGGAGAAAGAAGAGAAAGAGGCGAAGGCCGAGGCUCCCGCGGCCAGGAGGAAGCCGUACGUGAUGGAUCCCGACCACCGGCUGCUGCUGAGGAACACCAAGCCGCUGCUGCAGAGCCGCAACGCAGCUGUGGUGAUGGCUGUGGCUCAGCUCUAUUUCCACCUCGCCCCUAAAGUGGAGGUCGGGGUGAUUGCCAAGGCCCUGGUCCGUCUCCUGAGGAGCCACAGCGAAGUCCAGUACGUCGUUCUUCAGAACGUGGCAACCAUGUCGAUCAAGAGAAGGGGGAUGUUUGAACCGUACCUGAAGAGUUUCUACAUCCGGUCCACGGACCCAACGCAGAUUAAAGUCCUUAAGCUGGAGGUUCUCACCAAUCUGGCCAACGAAACGAACAUUUCCACCAUCCUCAGAGAGUUUCAGACUUACAUCAAAAGCAUGGAUAAAGACUUUGUGGCCGCCACCAUUCAAGCCAUCGGCCGCUGUGCCACCAACAUCGGCGAGGUGAGGGACACGUGUCUGAACGGCCUGGUGCAGCUGCUGUCCAACCGAGACGAGUUGGUGGUGGCGGAGUCGGUGGUGGUCAUUAAGAAGCUGCUGCAGAUGCAACCGGAGAAGCACAGCGACAUCAUAAAGCACAUGGCGAAGCUGACGGACAACAUCCAGGUGCCGAUGGCGCGGGCCAGCAUCCUGUGGCUGAUCGGCGAGUACUGUGAGCAUGUUCCCAAGAUCGCUCCCGACGUCCUGAGGAAGAUGGCCAAGUCGUUCACCAACGAAGAAGACAUCGUCAAGCUGCAAAUCAUCAACUUGGCCGCCAAGCUCUAUCUGACCAACUCCAAGCAGACCAAACUGUUGACGCAGUACGUCCUCAACUUGGCCAAGUACGACCAGAACUACGACAUCCGCGACCGGGCGCGCUUCAUUCGCCAGCUCAUCGUGCCCACGGAGAAGAGCGGCGCCCUGAGCAAGUACGCCAAGAAGCUGUUCCUCGCCCUCAAACCGGCCCCGGUCCUCGAGUCUCCGUUUAAAGAUCGAGACCACUUCCAGCUGGGUUCUCUGUCCCACCUGCUGAACGCCAAGGCGGGGGGGUACCAGGAGUUGCCCGACUGGCCCGAAGCCGCCCCAGAUCCCUCCGUGCGCAACGUGGAGGUGAAGGAUUCUGUGCCCGAGUGGACCAAGUGCAGCAGCCGGGAGAAGAGGAAGGAGAAGAAGGUGGAGAAGCCGUUCUACUCGGACUCGGAGGGCGAGUCCGGGCCGACGGAGUCCGCUGACAGCGAGUCGGACUCCGCCAGCGGGUCGGAGAUGGGCAGCGGCCUCGGGGAGAGCGGGUCGGGAUCAGAGAGCGAAGGGAGCGAGGAGGGCUCCGAGUCUGAGGAAGAGGAGGAGGAGGACGACGACAAGGACAAGAAGAAGAUGAAGAAAGAAUUAAAGAAGCCAGUGAAAGAAAGCGAAAGCGAGCAAAGCAGCGAGGAAGACGAGAGGAAACCCCAGAGGAAGAGCAACAACCAGCAGAGCGACUCCGAGUCCGAGUCCGACGAGGAGAGCGAGUCCGAAAGCAGCCAAUCGGAGUCCGACGACUCGGAGUCGGAGGCCGAAGUCAAAAAGAAGAAGAAGAAGGCAGCUGAAUCCAAACCUGCUGCCAGGCCCGUCAAGAAGGAGAGCAAGAAAGACCCGAAAGAAAUGUCUCUGCUCGACCUCGAUGACUUCGAACCCGCUGCGUCUCCUCAAGUCACGCCGGUCAGCAGCUUCCUGUCCAACAGCCUGGUGACCGACCUGGAGGGACUGUCUCUGUCUGACGCCGUCCUCUCUCCGGCUAACAUCUCUCCCUGCAGUGCACUGAAGAGCUACGAGCUGCUGCACCGCAUCAGAGGCGAGGGCCUGUCGGUGGAGUACUGCUUCAGCCGCCAGCCCUUCAGCCCCGACGGCAACAUGGUGGCCGUGCAGAUGCAGUUCACCAACAACGCCGCCUCGGAGGCCAAGAGCCUGCACAUGGAGGACGUGAAGCUGCAGAGCGGCAUGAGGGUCAAAGAGUUCCCAGAGAUCGAGCUGCUGCCGGCGGGCGAGACGGCCACGUCCGUGAUGGGCAUCGAUUUCUGUGACUCCACGCAAGCCGCCAACUUCCAGCUCUGCACUCACACCAGGAAAUUCUUUGUGUCGAUUCAGCCGCCGGUCGGGGAGCUGAUGAGGCCCGUCUUCCUGACUGAAAAUGAGUUUAAAAAGGAGCAAGGUCAGCUGAUGGGAAUGAACGAGAUCACGGAGAAGCUCACGCUGGACCCAAAGUGCCGCAACGAACACACCAUCGUCCAGAGGGUGACCGCCGCCGCCAACCUCAGCAGAGUGCCGUGCGGCUCAGAUAAGGAGUGCAGGUUCGCCGGCCGGACGGUGACCAGCGGCAGCCUGGUGCUGGCUACCGUGGCAACCAAAGAGGGAGGAGCCGCCCAGCUGACGGUCAACUGUGAGAAAAUGGUGAUCGGCACCAUGCUGGUGAAGGACGUCCUGCUGGCUCUGACACAGUGACCUGUGACCUUUUGCCCUCUGCACCCUCUCCCCCCCUCUCCCCCUCCUCUCUCACAUAUCGCCCAUCACGCGUGUAGCAUCUCCUCCGUUAUCCUGUUACCAGCGUCCGCGUGGACGUUUCCAGGACUCCAGUUUGUUGUGGUCUCGUUACUUUUAGAAAUCGCUCCUGCGUUUCACACAAAGUCCUUCUCUUCCUUCCAAAAGGAUUUAUUUUGUGACUUAUUUCACUUCCACGAGGAACCAAUUGGAUUCAUUUUACUCCCGAUUUCUGGGUCGACUUUAAAAAAAGAAAUUGGUGCAUCUUUUAAACCUUUGAGCUGCAUUCAAAAUGAAAAGGAGCCGGCGUCGACUCAUCCGAGAGGGAACAGAAAUGAGGCCGAAUGAAUGAUUACACACACACAAUUCUAAAAUCAGCCAGCGAUACAUUCAGUAAAUUAUCAGAGGAUAGGAACUAAUCAUCUACGUGGUGUUAUGGGACUUGGAUUGAGAUACAAGAAACGAGAGAAGGUAAAACAGGAGAAUAAAAGUAGCCAAUUCUCUCAUAUGUGGAGAGACCCAAAUCUGUCACACAAGCUGUAGGAUCUUCAUGUGACUUCCUGCGAUAAUAAACGUCUGCCUCGCUGUCAUAGUGCACUCGUUCAUUACAAUAAGUGGAGUAUUUAUAAGAACUGAAGAUGUAUAAAUAUUGUUUAUGUAUUGCAACAUGUAAUACAGUACUACUGUAGGUAAACUGUGUGUGUGUGUGUGUGUGUGAGUGAAAGCGUGAGUGUGAUGACACUGAACAUUUCAUUUGCUCAAAAUGACACUUGACUUGAAAGAUUCUAAUGAUUAACACCAUCGAAUGCUGCGAGGCGAGCGUUUUAAUGAAUGAGAAUAAAUAACAGGCUAUUGAUCGUAUUGGUUUUCAUGCGAACGCGAGACACUUUAAUUCAUGUUUUCAGGUCAGAGGUCAUGUGGCUUUUAUUUUGUUAUGGAUCCUCAUGUGCAGCAGCUGCAUGUUUCUCAUCUUUGAAGAAAGUAUUUGUGUAUUUAUGUACUUUACAGUCUAAUUUCAGAGAGCUCUUAUUUUGGCCUUCUUUUUCUACCUGUUGCAUUGUUUACCAUCAGACCACUCAGACCUGAUAUUUCCAUCAGCUAUGAUGCAGAAUGUAGAGAGUAGGAAUGAUGCUUCUAAUGUGAAGAAAAGAGACGGCUUUCACAGGAAUUUAUUACUUUCAUGUCUUGCAUUUUUAUUUUUACCUGCAUCGGCUUUCAAAUAUCUAAAUUGUUUCAUUCAGAAUGUGUGUGGUUGUGAAAUGUGUUCCUGAACUAUUACAAGUUUAUUUAUUAUACAAAUAAAAAAAAUACAGAUUCA
This is a messenger RNA of Pungitius pungitius (ninespine stickleback), 4896 nucleotides long. RefSeq names its product AP-3 complex subunit beta-2. The coding region runs from base 12 to 3542 and encodes 1176 amino acids. The transcript is spliced from 27 exons. The record is from RefSeq and is a predicted model, not a curated record. NCBI's taxonomy places the organism in Eukaryota, Metazoa, Chordata, Actinopteri, Perciformes, Gasterosteidae. Gene Ontology annotation, biological process: vesicle-mediated transport; intracellular protein transport; anterograde synaptic vesicle transport. Gene Ontology annotation, cellular component: AP-3 adaptor complex; membrane coat.